CGCUGGAGAAAUCGAGGCGAAGGUGCUAGAAAAGACUUGAAACACCCCGGUAAAGAUGGAACAGCAAAAGGAAGAGACUGGGCCUCAGGGGAACAAUCUGCCCUCCCCCGGGGCUGGGUCGUGGCCGCCUCCAGCUUUCCCAGCUCUGCCCUCUUCUUUCCUGGGCACCCCAGAUCCAGCCCAUCUGGGGCUCCCCGAGAGCCUGGCCUCUGUGACCGUCCCCGUCCGCCUGGAUGCCCUCUCCUACCUCCUCCACAGCGCCCUGAUGGGGGCCUACUCGCUGCAGCAGUCCUUGCCCUCCUGCCCCUGUGUCCCCCGGGCAUGCGGCACCCAGCCAGGCACUGCCAAGAGGCCACCCAAGGGACGCGGGGGCUGGGACGUCCCGCGCAGGCCAGGCCGGGGCUACCGGAGAUGGGGACUUGGGAGGGCUGAACAGGCAGAGAGGGGCUGGGCCAGGGGCCGUGGGGCUGGCCCCCAGACCCCGCCGGUGACGCCGCCAUCACCAGCACCGCCUGCGCAGGAGGGGAAGAAAGACACCCAGGGUCCAGAGCCACCCGUGGAGCCGCCGCCUGCUGAGGACUGGGAGGCUGAGUACUAGGACCCUGAGGAUCCCGCACCCCGGAUUCCGGAGGGCGCCUUGGAGGUCACCAGGAGAGUUUUCUUGGAGCCCAGGGUGACCCCAGCCCUGCCAGAGAUACCCAGGGAACAUCGCACUCCCAUCCCUCUUCCCUGAAAACCACAGCCUCAGAAGGGGCUCCUGCGAGUCAGCUGGUGACACUGGGACCUGACUUCGGAUCCCAAGUCAGGGAAGCAAACCUGAAUCUCAGGCCCAAACCCAAGCCCCUUCCUGGGAAUCUCUAGCCCCCUUCCUAAGCCCAAAGCCAUUCCCGCCAGCCCCACCCCACGGGCCCCAGCCAUUCAUCCCCCUUCCUGCUCCCAUCUCUGCCCUGACCCACCCUCGUAGCCUCAUUCCCAGCUCCCUCAUCCCCUUCUUCCUAAAGGCCAGCCCGACCCUCAUCCUUCAUUUCAGUGAAGCUCCAGCCCCCAGUGCAGCUGUGUCCUCGAGCCCAGCCAGCCUGGCCUCAUCCUCAACCCCCUUCCUGUCCUAACCCCCCAGGUGACAUGCCCUAUGACCCCACUUGCAGAAAACCCUGUUUUCCCAACAUAGCCAGGCACCUGCGGCCCCCACCCCAUUUCCUGCCCUUGGGGCAGGGGGACCGGCUUGCACAAUAAAUGGCUGAGUGUCCCUAUGUCUUGUGUCUGUGUGUGCUUACGCAGCUCGGGCUAACCCCGUGGGUGCCGGGAGCGUGGCUGGUGAAAGGCUUCCAGGGUGGCUGGGAGGGUCAUGGAGAGAGGCCGCUGGGGCCAGGGGCUGCGGAGAGGCAGGGACUGGAUUCCUGCCUCAGCGAAUUCCAUCUGGGGGCCUCUGCCUGCUGGAAGCUGCUGGGCUGCGGGGCCAUUGUGUGGGGAGGCUUAAGGGAUUUGGGGGACCCGGGGAGCCGAGAGGCCAGCGACCUGGCCGGGCUCAGGCCGGGCUCAGUCUGCUCAGAGGGGCCGAGGCAGACGGAGGGCUCAGGGCAGAAUCUGCGGCUCAGGUAGGGACCAGGCGUGGCC
Dama dama (fallow deer) is the source of this 1614-nucleotide messenger RNA. It is a transcript of the gene C4H19orf84, whose product is annotated as chromosome 4 C19orf84 homolog. The record is from RefSeq and is a predicted model, not a curated record. The coding region runs from base 56 to 598 and encodes 180 amino acids. The transcript is spliced from 2 exons. Lineage: Eukaryota; Metazoa; Chordata; Mammalia; Artiodactyla; Cervidae.